Molecule: messenger RNA, 1211 nt
Organism: Triticum aestivum (bread wheat)
Lineage: Eukaryota; Viridiplantae; Streptophyta; Magnoliopsida; Poales; Poaceae
Exons: 4
Coding region: 273-869 (198 amino acids)
Source: RefSeq, a predicted model, not a curated record
UUGGCCACGGAAAACACUUACAGCGAAGGAGAAACACCGUAAUCAACCGUUUAUCUCCAAACCGACGGACCAGAUCUGCGUGUUCACGGUGCGGAGAACUGAAGGCCCGAAGCGUCAGUCGGUCCCGUUCCCAAAUCCCAACCCCUGCCGUCUCGUGUCCGCCGCCCCGCCUUCCUUUUUCACUUCUUCCCUCCAUCUCCCACAGCCGCGGAGGCGAGGACGGGGGCGGAGCCGGCGGCGGGAGGGUUCCAUCUUCGGGCGAGCUGCGGGGGAUGGAUAAAAAAAACUCUGUAAGGCUCAUUGAAGCCAUCGAGCAAUUGAACCCAGAGGCCACUGUAAAGCUCACUCAAGCUAUUGAGAAAUUGAUCCAGGAGCUCAAGGAAAAGUCACCUUUCGAUGCGCUAUCUGAGCGUAAGAAGUCAUUCAUUGAAGCUUCAAAAGCGUUUACGCUGUUUGCCGGCGCCGGUUUAAAUGCGAUGAAUGCGUUCGCUAUCACUUUGGCUUACAUGUCAAUGCAUUCGAUGAAUGUCAACGCAGAUGCUGCUAACACUACUUCAACAGCCGCUCCUCCUACUGAGAGUGCUACUUCUCCUCCCAAUAUGAUUCAAUCUUUUCUUAUCUUGGGAACAAUGUUUUGUUUCCUUUUCACAAGCUGCGCUACAGCAGUGGCUCAUGCCACUGUACAUCGCACAAAGUGGUUCUCCAUGCUCGUGGUGAUUAUGAUCCUGGAAGUCAUUCUCUUGAAUGUCACAUGCGCGCUUUAUUGCUACCUACUUACGGAGGGGGUCUUCUGCAUCAUUGCUGCUGCUCUAUUGUUUUUCUCGUUGGUUUUCAUGCUUGGGUUUAUUACUAUCGGCUUCCAUGGUUGAACCUGGAUGGAAUGGUGAAGCGUUGAUUGAAGAUAAACCUGGACGGAAUGAUCUUUUGUCAUGAUUUGUUGGAAAGAGGCUCGCAAUGCUACUGGAAGUCAAGUCUCUUAGAAACUCUUUAUGUUGGUGUAGUCUUUCAGCAUGGUUGAACCUGGAUGGAAUUGUUUAAGUGCUGCUUGAAGAUAAACCUGGAUGGAAUGAUCUUUUGUCAUGAUCUGUUGGAAAGAGGGUCGCAAUGCUAUUGGAAGUCAAGUCUCUUAGAAACUCUGUAUGGUAGUGUAGUAGUUAAACAAUGUAAACUGGGCUAGUUUUAUCGGAAGUCUAGUCUUUUUUGUAGCAAAA